AUGUUAACUGUCAUUGAAAACACAUUUGAAACGAUUCAUUGUGUAAUAUCAGCCAAUCCGCCGGCAUUAGCAAAUAUUGAAUGGUAUAAAAAUGAUCAAUUAAUUAGAGGGGAAAAUCAAGAACAAUUGAAGUUGAAUUUUACACGAUUAGAAAACAUACAGAGAUUAACUUGUAAAACACGAAAUACUGUUGGACAAUCGGAAGCAAGCGUCAAUGUCGAUAUACUCUAUAAACCGAAGUUAUCCAUGAUUGAACAUAUCACAUUGAAUCAAGGAGAGAAACUUGUUUUGAGAUGUUUGAUUGAUUCGAAUCCAUUCUGUCAUCAGAUUCGUUGGUUGCACAAUCAAAAAGAAGUUCUCACUCAACCGUGUUCAUUAAUGAACCGAACACAAACGGUAUCCGAAUAUGUCAUACCGCACGUUUAUCGAAUACAUUCAGGAAAGUACACAUGCGAAGUAAAAAAUUGGUUGAAUACGGGAAGUAAUAAUCGAUACGAAGCAACGACAGCAGUGUCUACGGAUGUACGAAUACAAUAUGCUCCAUUUAUAUUAAAUUCGAUAAAGAAACUAGCGGUUGUCGAAAAUCAAGAUAUCAUCACAGCGUGUGUGGUUGAUGCAUAUCCGAAGGCAGAUAUAACUUGGUUUGGACCAUCUGAACAGCGUUUAAGUUCAUUCGCCGACGAGAAAAUGCUCAAUUUAACAGUAAUUUCAUCAAAAUUACAUUUACCACCAUCUUAUUCAACAAUGCUCGGCACGUAUCGAUGUAUAGCCAAGAAUCAAUACGGUCAACAUGAGUUUUCGAUGCAUUUUCAACGACCUGGUCUGCCAGAUCCACCCACUCAACUACAAGCAAUAAAUAUCACGCAUGCUUCAUUUAUUCUUACUUGGCAAGCGGCUUACGACGGUGGCUCGAAUUUAAUAUAUCAUAUUAGUUUAAGUGGAAAUCGUUCGGAGGAAAGACAAACAAAUUUGAAUUCCAUUAGAUUCACAGAUUUAAAUGAAAAUUCGCGUUAUUUUGUUAAAAUUCGUUCGCAAAACACUCUGGGAUUCAGUGAUUAUUCGACGAGUAUAGUUAUCUCAACAACCGAAUAUCCAUUCGCUCCGGAUGAGUUUCCAACGAUUCAACGAGCUUAUUAUACCGUUGAUGGCCGUCGAAUACGUUUUCAUUUGAGUGAGAUUCGUUCACCGUUGAUUACUAAAGAUCAACUAUGCAUUCAACAUUAUCAUAUUCCAUCAUCGACCGUGGAAACAACUGAUGAGUAUCCAUCAUGUAUACCAUUGAAUUCUCUUCAACCGUCGAACGAUGAACUUGAGAUAACAACUGAGGAGAACAACGUACGUUUGAAACUGUGUUUGAUCAAUCAAACGGACAUUUGCUCAAAAUCUGUGUCAAUUCCAACCGGUGUGGGCUUAUCGAAUGAUUCAUCUGAGUUAAUUUUGAUAUUGAUUGGUGCUAUUUUGGGUUUGUGUUUCGUCGCCGCUCUGAUUGGUUUGUUCGUUUGUAUUCAACAACGAAGGCGGCAAACGAAAUCGAAAAGUGGAUCAACUGAUACAUUGAAGCCAAAUUCGAACGGAAACCAUAUUGACAACUUUCAUGCAACACCUGUUCGAGUCGUUGACACCAAUUCAUGUCUGUAUUAUCCAACACAAACACCAACGAUGAAUGAAGUUCGAGCGCACAAUAGUGGCUUGUUUUACAAUCCAGAACUCCCAAACAGUAUCUAUACAAUUCAAGAAAAGAAAAAUUCAAUGUGUUUUGAUUCCGGUAUGCCAUCAACAACUUCUGACAAUUCCGACUCGGCUUGUUCACAAGUAUUAUCUUCAUCCGACAUCGACGGACAUAUAGCGAAUGGGUUCUACGAUCGUUCAGAUGGAGAACAUCUCGUCAAUGGAAGACUAUCGUCUAAAAAAGUUCUUCUACCUGAUAUUCAUCAUUUGUUUCUGGGAAAAUACAACGGAGUGACUGAUAUUCCACCAUACACAGUGGGCGAAAAUCAUUCAACGUUGCGAAUAUCAUCGGAAGAAGAAAGCGGAUUUUCCACACCAACGAAACCUCAUCAUGGAAAGAAGCUUGUUUAUGAAGUUGUUGUUUGA
Adineta ricciae is the source of this 2094-nucleotide messenger RNA. The record is from the annotation of a GenBank genome assembly. Lineage: Eukaryota; Metazoa; Rotifera; Eurotatoria; Adinetida; Adinetidae.